AUGAGUCGUUUAAAACGACGUUCAGAGGAGUUUCGUGUAUUCAUUGAUGGGGCUAAAGCUCCACCCCCUGCUGAAUAUUUCCCAUGGAGCAGCAGUGUGCAGUGGUUUGGUAACAGUGUGUUGUGUGUGUGUGUGAGUGUGUGUGUGUGUGAGAUAGUGUUGUAUGGUCAGGUUCAGUCUCCUCUGUAUCCAAAGCCUUACCCCACUAAUGUCCAUCAGCAGUGGGAUCUGGAAGUUCCACCUGGUUACCAGCUUCAGAUCACCUUUAACUACCUGGACAUAGAACCAUCGUUUAACUGCUACUACGACUCUCUCGUGGUUCUGCAUGGGAAGAAAAUUUUGGGAAAGUUCUGUGGCCAGAAUUCCACAGAUCCCCAUCACCCUGGCAACAACCCCAUUUUGUCUCCUAGCAACCGUCUCCAGCUGGUGUUUGUGACGGAUGAAUCAAACACAGAAACACAUCAGUAUCUCGGGUUCUCUGCCUUUUACCAGGCUGUUGACAUAGAUGAAUGCUUAUCUACUGAUUUAGAAGAUUCAGAAUCACGGUGCUCUCAGAUCUGCCUCAACACUCUGGGCUCAUACCUGUGUGCCUGUUACCAUGGUUACCAGCUGCGAGCAGAUCAGCGUACCUGUGUGUUGGACUGCGGUGGAGGUGUUUUCACAGAACCCGAGGGAGUCCUAUCAAGUCCUGGAUACCCGAAUGCUGCUCCUCUUGGAGUGAACUGUUUGUACAGUAUCGCUGUUCAGCCUGGGCUCCAGAUCACUCUUAACUUCAGUGACAAUUUCCACAUCGAGCAGGUUGAUGCACAAGGACUGUCCUGCUUGUUCCACUGGCUACAGGUGUCUGUCCCCGGUGAAGCUCCGAAGAAGCUUUGUGGAGAUAAAAGUCCUGGAGUCAUCCACACUGGCUCACACACUGUGGAUCUGGAAUUUCACACUGAUGGACAUGGACAGAGUGGAGGGUUUACUCUUCACUACACGACCCAGAGAGUGGAGUGCAAACUUGUCGGAGCAAUCCGUCACGGCCGAAUCACUCCCAAUUUCCCGAAGUAUUAUCACAGAGAUUACAUUCAAGUCCGCUGUGACACCGGAUACAAACUCUUGCUGGGAGAAAAGGAAAUUAAGAGUUAUAAAUCGAUGUGUAAAGAGAAUGGGAAGUGGCAUCUACCUUUACCUGAGUGCAGGAUUAUCGAUUGUGGAGAACCGAAUAAUUUACUGAACGGUGGAUUUCAAAUUCUGUCUGGUUCAAACAACGAGUACAGAUCUGUUGUUCAGUAUUACUGCAACGAGCCCUUCUACUCGUUCACAGCAACUAAAACAGUAAAUCUCACCUGUGCUGCUGAUCGCAAAUGGAGAGGACAUGAAAAUGACAUCAUUCCGUACUGUUUCCCAGUGUGUGGGCGUCCUGUUGUAGAUCUUUCUGGUCGUGCUCGGAUUUUAGGAGGUGAAACAGCGAAAGAAAACACGUUUCCCUGGCAGGUGUUCCUGCGGGUUCCUUUCAGAGCCGGAGCGAUUGUGAUCGGAGAAAAAUGGCUCCUCACUGCGGCUCACAAUCUGAACAAUGUAAACGCGCCCAAAGAGGAAGUGAAGGCGUACGUUGGGAGCAACAAAGUGAGCGAACUGACGAACCCGGACUUAUUUCAGCCGCUUUCCAUUGAAUCAUUCCACGUCCAUCCGGGAUAUAAAAAGCCAGACUUUAAUAAUGAUAUUGCGUUAAUUAAGCUGUCGUCCCCCAUCACCUUUAACGAGAGUGUCCUGCCGCUGUGUCUUCCUGCGCAGGGCGCGAAUCUCAACCCUUCUGGGUGGGUUUCUGGAUUUGGAUUGACAGAGAAAUUCAGCACUGCCGAUUUCCUCAGAUACAUCCGUCUUCCCAUCGUGGAUCAAGAAGUGUGUCACAGGUCCAUUGAGACGUUAAAAAAGACGUACAGUGACGUGUCCACUCUGACGGACAACAUGUUCUGCGCUGGACUUCCUGAAGGAGGGAAGGACACGUGUCAAGGAGACAGCGGCUCUGGAUUCGUCACGAAAAAUGACGAGGUGUUUUACGCAGUGGGGAUCGUGAGCUGGGGAAUCGACUGUGGAAAACCAGGACGAUACGGAAUAUACACUCGCGUGGAUCGAUACAUAAACUGGCUCCAGAAAACCAUGGAGGAAAAUGAAUAGCUGAGGAGGAAAUGACGUGAAAACGACACGAGCCACCUGUGUGACGGGUUAAAAAUGUGGUUUGAUUUGAAAUGUAUAUGGCUGAUUUGCUA
This is a messenger RNA of Neoarius graeffei (lesser salmon catfish), 2255 nucleotides long. RefSeq names its product complement component 1, r subcomponent (gene c1r). Gene Ontology annotation, cellular component: extracellular region. Gene Ontology annotation, biological process: proteolysis; complement activation. The coding region runs from base 1 to 2163 and encodes 720 amino acids. Gene Ontology annotation, molecular function: serine-type endopeptidase activity; calcium ion binding. The transcript has 13 exons. The record is from RefSeq and is a predicted model, not a curated record. NCBI's taxonomy places the organism in Eukaryota, Metazoa, Chordata, Actinopteri, Siluriformes, Ariidae.